Messenger RNA from Fraxinus pennsylvanica, 408 nucleotides. Lineage: Eukaryota; Viridiplantae; Streptophyta; Magnoliopsida; Lamiales; Oleaceae. The record is from the annotation of a GenBank genome assembly.
AUGGCGGAUCCUAACACAUAUGAUUUCUGGAAGCUAUCUACAGAACCAUCAAAAACCAGCCACAAACCAAAAUCAUCCUCCAGUUCCAGAAUGUUCUCAUGCCUCUACUGCACUCGUAAGUUCUGCACUUCUCAAGCUUUGGGAGGUCACCAAAAUGCUCACAAGAGAGAAAGAGCGGCCAACAGAAGAACAUUCACCGCCAGCGGUCUACUCCUCCAGAAUGAAAUACCAUCACCACCUUUCUCUUACUGGCUCCAUCCACUUUCUCCUAUUCACUAUGCCUACGGUGGCGGCUCCACCUCAGCUCCUCUAGGUGUUUUUGGCGGUGGAUCAUUUACUCCAGACCCAUUUUCUCCUAACAAUGAUUCGACAGACAACGUAGACCUCGACCUAACGCUACGUUUAUAA